AUGCCACAGUGCACAUUGGCCUCCAUCCUCAAUAUCGAACACUUGAGUCUUAACGGACAAACUCAACAUGGACGAGAAGGCUGGAACUUAGCAGGCAAUAAUACGCUUCGGCUGUGCUUCGCUCUUGAGGCCACGCUUGUCCAUCGUAACUCUUCCGCCCUCAUCUACUAUCGACUGGAACCAUACAGCACCACAUUUCCUGCGACUUAUUCUACAUAUCCGGAUUCCACAGUUAAUCCCCUAACCAUGUGGUCACAGCAACUUAUAGACUUUUGCCGCUUUAUGGAUUCUGUGCAUGAUCAGCACCCGCGAGACCCAACUCAAGCACACUUGCUCCACGAAGCCUUCUCGCCAACGUACCGUGGACCAUAUCUUCGCCAUUUAUGUAACCCAUGCAACUGCAACAAUAUGAUCUGUGCUCUGGCACAGCACAUGAGAUCCGACAACCUCGAGCCGGCGACCAAAUCGGGAUGCUCGUUUAUUGUUGUGAAAAUGGGUCCCUUUCGUGUUAUCCUUUACGGGAGAAAAGAUGAAAUCACUGGAGAAUCUGACCCCGUUACUCUAUAUGAGCUGGUCACUGGCAUCCAUGAGGAACUGCACAAACCUUUUAAGGUCUUCGAACUCGACGAGAGCACGAUUCCCGCAGACACGAUCGCUUUGUAUGACGAAUACCGCGAAAUGAUACGUCAAACCGAUGCUCAUUGGCAGUGGAGGACCCGCUCUAAAAGUAGCCGUAGGAAAUAUCAGACGAUCGACUUUCUCCAGCGUGGUAUGAUUGAACCCGCUGGCGAACCUAUGACUGUGAAACCUUCCGAAAUGAACCCGCCUAUGUUUCACCGUAGCUGCUUCCUCACCCUUGGUUAA
Molecule: messenger RNA, 864 nt
Organism: Fomitiporia mediterranea MF3/22
Lineage: Eukaryota; Fungi; Basidiomycota; Agaricomycetes; Hymenochaetales; Hymenochaetaceae
Exons: 4
Coding region: 1-864 (287 amino acids)
Source: RefSeq, a predicted model, not a curated record